AAGCUAACGUUUGACCAUGCAUAUUCAAAUAUAACUUUAAGUACUCGAAUUUUCAAACUUCAACUUCAAAAUCCAUCGCCCGAAGCUAAACUUCGCGCUUUGAGCAUUGAAACCACUGCUAAACUACCCUUCCCGCCUGGGGAUGUCUCAAAAUCCAAAUGAAGAUAUCAACCAGAAAGCUCAUAUCUUUAAGGCACCCUUCUCUCAAUCUAUGGCAUCCAACUGUCGAUUGUUUCACUUGGAAUACUCUGAUCAGAGCCUAUGUUCAACGAACUCAUCAACCUUCAAGCCCCACCCAUACCCCACUCUCCAUCUUCCUCCGAAUGCGCUUCCGUGGCGUCCAUAUUGACUACUACACCUUCCCUUUUCUCCUCCAGUCCGUCCAUUCUCCACCACACCUCCAAUUGGGACGAUCCAUUCACUCACAAGUUCUUGUUUUUGGUUUUUCAUCCGACCCAUUUGUCCAAACUUCGCUAAUCAGUAUGUACACUGCUUGUGGCGAUGUGGGUUCUGCACGGGAGGUGUUUGAUGAAAUGUCUCAACGGGACUUGCCUGCGUGGAAUUCUAUUGUGAAUGCGAAUGUGAAAGCAGGUUUGCUUAGUGUUGCGCGUGAGCUGUUUGUUAAAAUGCCUAGUAGAAAUGUUGUGUCUUGGAGUAGUAUGUUGGAUGGUUAUGUGAGGUGGGGUAAGUGUGAAGAAGCAUUGGAGUUGUUUAAUCAGAUGAUGAAGGAAAAUGAAGUUAUGCCUAAUGAGUAUACCAUGGCUAUUUUGCUUGCGGCUUGUGAGCAGUUGGGUUCACUUGAGCAUGGGAAAUGGGCUCAUGCUUGUGUUUACAAGCUUGGGAUGAAGAUAAAUGUUGUACUUGGCACUUCGUUGAUUGAGAUGUAUGCUAAAUGUGGGAGUAUAGUCCGGGCAAGAUUAGUUUUUGAAAAUUUGGGUUCGAAGAAGGAUGUAAUGGCUUGGAGUGCCAUGAUCUCAGGUCUUGCGAAGCAUGGACACUGGGAAGAUUGUCUCUGUUUGUUUUCAAAUAUGGUUGAUAGCGGAGUAACACCUGAUGAUAUCACGUUCUUAGGUGUUCUUUCUGCUUGUGUACAUGGAGGAUUGGUGAGUCAAGGGAAGGACCUGUUUGAGAGGAUGAGUAAAGAGUUUGGUAUUUCGCCUUCAGUUCAGCAUUAUGGUUGUAUGAUUGACCUUUAUGGCAAAGCUGGUUUGAUCGAUGAAGCGUGGGAUCUUCUGAAUACAAUGCCUAUGAAACCAGAUGGGCUUAUUUGGGGAGCUCUUCUUAGUGGAGCUAGGAUAUGUGGAGAUAUUGAAACAUGUGAGAUUGCACUCAACAAAAUAAUAGAGCAAGAUCCCACAAAUAGUGCAGCUUAUGUUCUUCUCUCCAAUGUCUACGCUAAGAUGGGUCGGUGGAAAGAUGCUGGGGACAUCAGAAACGUUAUGGAGACGAAGAAGGUACAUAAAGUUCCUGGGCGUAGUUCUAUAGAGAUCAAUGCAAAUAUCCAGUAGAACUAGUUGACAUUGAAAUGCGUAUCAAUAGUAAAUCAUCUGAUGCUCAAGGAUACUCUGCGCGGGUUCAAGAUGGAUAGUAAUCUCAAACAUGGAACACAUAAUUCAACUACAGGUAUGUUUGCUAUCACACCUGUUUCAACUACAGAUGAAAUCAAAGUAUAUAAAUACUAGCAUAAGAAGGAUUUUAGAGCGACUUGCUAGAAAUGGCGACAAAUUCUUUUAUGUCCAACACUUAUUGUCAAAAGAAAAAAUGUAUCAUUGAUGAAUGCUUCAAUCCAACUCUAACAUUCCACAGCUAAACUUCCGGAAAAAAUAAAUCAAGAUACAAAAAGGAAACCUUCAUUCUCCUUUUGAGUAUACCAUCGUUAAGCAGCAGCUCCUACGCAAGUAGUUACUGGAGCAACACUAUUUUGUUUUGCAGCACUAUAUUUCUUGGUGAUGAAUCUG
Messenger RNA from Solanum pennellii, 1958 nucleotides. RefSeq names its product pentatricopeptide repeat-containing protein At3g62890. The transcript has a single exon. The coding region runs from base 159 to 1508 and encodes 449 amino acids. NCBI's taxonomy places the organism in Eukaryota, Viridiplantae, Streptophyta, Magnoliopsida, Solanales, Solanaceae. Gene Ontology annotation, molecular function: RNA binding; protein binding. The record is from RefSeq and is a predicted model, not a curated record. Gene Ontology annotation, biological process: RNA modification.